UGUAAAAUCCAUGUAAAAUCCAUACAACUUUAAAUACUUUUAUAUAGUUUUUCGUCUCUUCUCUGUACUCCGCUUUGCCUCGUACGUAUGUGAAAUCGUCGACGGCUGCGAGUAAUUACAAUCGAUAAUCUUAUUUCGACUGUGCAGUUGCGUUAACGACGAUCAUUAAGUACGCGUAGAGAUCGUUUCUGCAGCUGUGAUCGUUAUGCUUUUAGGUUAGGACGUAAUAAUCAGAGAAUGUGUAUUGCAUUGGAAAAUCGUCGAGUGAAAGUGCUUAUUAUCGGAAAUUUUUUAUUGAGCAAAGGACCGACAACGUUAUUCUUGAGCGUCCUAAAACAGACAGCAUUCUAGAAAAUGUUUCGUAAAAAACUUCAGCGGAGGAAUUGGCGGUUUCUCCGUGGAUGAAUCUUCUCUAGCAUUCAUCGCUUCUCGGACAAAAGAAAAUGUCAUAAGUGAGAUCCGCAGGUUCCUAUACAUAUUGAAGACAUCCAUAUAUUUCUGAGUAUAAGAUAUCUCAGUAAAUAAAGAAAUACAGCUAUUAUGGCGGACGAGGAAGGUACAGAGUGGCUUCAGGAACUGUUACAUGAUGUGCAGCUCUCUCAGUUCUUUACACGAAUUCGAGACGAUUUACAGAUUACUCGUCUGCAUCAUUUUGAUUACGUCCAAGCAGAAGAUUUGGAGAAGAUUGGUCUAGGUAAACCUGGCGUCAGACGUCUGUUGGAUGCGGUAAAGAAGAGACGAAACGCUCAAUGGAAGAAGAGUUUAAUUACCAAAAUUAAACCUGGUGGCAGCAGUAAAAGCAACAAGCGAUCCUCGCAGCCGAUCGAAACUUCCUCGGUGCUGACAUGUCUCAUACAAGACAAAGAUGUGACACUGUCCGUUAAAUUAGGCGAUGGAAGCUUUGGUGUAGUGAGAAGAGGGGAAUGGACUUCUCCUUCAGGACGAACUUUGCCCGUCGCUGUGAAAGUCCUCAAAGCAGAUGCCCUCACACAGCCGAGUGUUAUAGAAGACUUUGUUUCGGAAGUUCAGGCAAUGCACACUUUGGAUCAUCAUAAUCUUAUUAGAUUGUAUGGUGUGGUGUUGUCGCAGCCGAUGAUGAUGGUGACUGAGCUCGCGCCUUUAGGCGCAUUACUUGAUUAUUUACGACAGCAAUGCGACAGAAUCUCGAUUCUCACGCUCUGUAAUUAUGCGUUACAAGUUGCUACGGGUAUGGCGUAUCUAGAAGCGAAGCGUUUUCUACAUCGCGACCUGGCAUGCAGAAACGUCCUGCUGAGUACCAUCGAUAAAAUCAAAAUCGGCGACUUCGGUUUGAUGAGAGCGCUUCCUCAACAAGAAGACUGCUAUGUCAUGACGGAACAUAAAAAAGUACCUUUUCCUUGGUGUGCCCCCGAGUCGCUCAAGGCUCGACAUUUUAGUCACGCGUCAGACGUCUGGAUGUUUGGUGUGACACUGUGGGAGAUGUUAACGUUUGGCGAGGAACCCUGGCUGGGGUUAAACGGUUCCGAAAUUUUGCGUAAAAUCGAUCGCGAAGGCGAGCGGCUUCACGAGCCAGAAGCAAUGCCUCCAUAUAUAUAUGAGCUGAUGCUUCGUUGCUGGGCGAGAGAACCUUCAGAGAGACCGACAUUUGCUUCGUUGAAAGAGUCCUUGACUAGUAUGGUGCCAUCUGUAAUGAAGGCUCUAACCUCCUUCGAGGAGGCCGGCAAAAUGUCCAUCGAGACGGGAGACCAAAUUGCAAUCAUCGACGGGCGCCCGGAAAAUUACUGGUGGAAAGGUCAGAAUCAGCGAACUUUUCAAAUAGCGCAUUUUCCGCGUUGUCUGGUUGAUCCAAUGCGCCGAAAGCAGCCAGAAGACAUUAGCAAGCCAUUGGAGAAUUCUUUCAUUCAUACAGGACAUGGAGCGCCCUUUGGCAAGAGCUGGGGCAGUCCCGUUUACAUCGACGAUGUAUAUUUAAGAAAUCCAAUGGAUCCUCCGGAUGUAUUGGUAGCUGCCUCGGCUGACAAUCAGAUAAAAAAGAAAUUCUCUUGUGGUACUCCACGUACCAGAAAACAAUUCAAUUACACGAAAUUGCACAACGAUGCUAGGUCGAGCCCUAUCAAGGUCUCGCAAGUGUCAUCGACCUCAGACAUUAGCCAAGAAGAUACUCUGAUCGAUUUGUCCGCCGAGGAAUCGGCAAACACAAGCAUCUACGAUCAAAAGGUCUCAUGUAAACGAGUAAUUAACAUUCUGGAUGAACCUAUCGAUGUCGAGAGGUUUUCCUGGCAGGAUGAGGAAGGCAGAACAUAUGCUAAUUUUCCUGGUAACGUGGCUCCUGCGUAUUCUGAUCCUUUUGAUACUUCUGCGGUAUUCAUGAAGCCACCACAUUCGCGAUAUUAUAGUCAUGUGCCUGCUGAAGUUGCUAAUUGUUAUCUGAAGACACAGACGUAUGGAAACGUGAGCGAUCAAGAGGGAGGAGAUAAUGUUCAAGAUACCGUGAAUUGUUUUGUCCUUAAUUCUGCUGAUACAGAGGAGACUCGGCAUUACUCGAUGAAUUUAAACAAGGGGUGUCAGCAGGACCCAUUAAAUUUGAAUGUGAACGUGAAAGAUAACGACUUUGCAAAUCACUAUAGCGAAAUAGAUAAGGUCAGCCCAUGUGGAUCGAAUUGGUCUACCUGGCCGGAGGAUCUGCGAAAUACUUCCACCUCGCAGACGUAUGUUAAUGUUUCUAACAGUAGACCCACAUCGUCGUUCGCUAUUCCAACUCCACCGUCUCCUCCUCUUCCUCCUUCCCUUGGCCCGAACGUGAGUCCGCCGAAGCCUAAGUCCAAUUGCGAGCUUGCGCAGAGCAUGAAUGAGCUGUCUUUGAAUGUUAAUUCCGAUCAUCAAGAAGUUGCCGCUGUUGUCAAGAAACUGGAUCCGCUUUUUUUGGCCGAGUUGGAGAAGCAUUUGGGCGAGAAGGAAGCAACGAAGAACAUGAACGCUAGCAACGAUAAACGCCAACAGCCGGGAAUUGUUUCCGGGAAUUAUUUGAACUGCUCAUCGUUAGAGAAGCUGCAACAGAAUACGUCUACUCAGCAGCAAAUUUCAACGAUGGAAGAUGCUGCUAGGCCUUUGUCAAUCAUUCCGGCAUUGAAGCCACCACCACAGGGAAAACCGAGAUCGCCAGUUGCGACAAUGGAUCGAGCAAACGCUUCAUCGACGCCACCUAGCAAAGUGCAGAACUCCUGGCAGCUGAAGAGCAUAAAUGUUCAAAGACCGCGACUCCAUAAUGACCAAUCUGUGUCAGAAUUGGCCACUGAGGCUAUAGUGAACCAAAUUUGGCAGCAAACACAAACUCUAUCCCAACAGCCAAAUGUUUGUCUGGUCAGUUCGGCUGCUAACCAGAUGUUAAUGUCCGAUUCGGUGUCCCAAGCGAGCGUUAAUAAUCAGGUUCAAGAAAUCACUGGCAAUGCUUCCGGUAGUGAUAUAAACGAUCAAAAUCAGUAUGGUUCUUGCAAUGUUACCAAGGCUACUUUUAUACAGACACAAGAUUGUGUGUCAAAUCAGAAUUAUCCUCAAAACAUGUUGCACGUCAAUCAGGAUAAUAUCAAUCUGCUUGAAGGACCCUCCGAUAAUAUUACCGACAACAUGAACGAGACUCAACACGGACCUUGCAAUGUCGCCAAGACCGCGUUUAACCAAAUACAAGUCUGUUCGUCAAACAACCAAAGUUAUCUUCAAAAUUCAUUGGGCGUUGACCAAGAUGUUGUCAAUUUGCGACAGACUGUCAUUAGUAGCAUCUCCAAUGCCAGGAAUUAUCCUCAGUGCGAUGCAGCCAAUGUUUCUAAAGUGAAUCAAACCCAGGCUUACUCGUUAACUGAUGGGAGUCAGAAUUAUCUUCAUAAUAUCGGUUUUAAUCUACUUCAAACGACUGCCAAUCAUGUUUCCGACAAGAGCGUGAGCGAAUUCUCCCAGCACGGACAUUGCAAUAUUUCCAAGGCUGCUUCCAAUCAGACGCAGAUCUAUUCGUCAUCAAGUCAAAAUUACUUAUCGAGCGUGGUGCCAAUUUCUCAUCUGGGUGAUCUUGCGUUGCCCCAAACCUGUCUUCAAAACGUGCCAAUAUUGUCCAGCUCAAGUAACACUCACGGAAUCACUCAUAUACAGAACGAUUUGCAGCAAUCCCAACAUUUAAAGCCCGCUACAUUUUUAUCUGAACAAGUAUAUGCUGAAUUAAAACAAACGGUAUGUAAUAUUUUAAAUAAAAAUUUUACAGAGUUUUACAGAAGAGAAAUAUAAUAUUUGCUACAAGUUUUUUGUUAUUAACAAGAAGGACGCCGCAUGAUUCAUAUGAAAAAAAGUUUUCGAUCAAUUUGCUUAAAUUUUUAAUAUUGUAAUUUUUGUGUUUCUUAUAUGAAAAGUUUGCAAUUUUAUCAACUUUCUAUGAUUAGUUUCUGAAUUAUUGGAAUUUGAAAGUCUCCUUCACAAAAAUGGUUCGUAUAUUUGCACUUAUGUGUGC
Molecule: messenger RNA, 4471 nt
Organism: Temnothorax curvispinosus
Lineage: Eukaryota; Metazoa; Arthropoda; Insecta; Hymenoptera; Formicidae
Product: tyrosine-protein kinase sid-3-like
Exons: 3
Coding region: 541-4251 (1236 amino acids)
Biological process (GO): protein phosphorylation
Molecular function (GO): protein binding; protein tyrosine kinase activity; ATP binding
Source: RefSeq, a predicted model, not a curated record